UUUUUUUUUUUCUGUAUACAUAUACUAUGAAAUAUCGAUCCACUCGUGGUCAAGUUAAAGAUUAUACUUUUGAAGAAGCCGUCAUGGCAGGUUUGUCACCUGAUGGAGGUCUUUUCAUCCCUCAUCACAUUCCUUCUUUACCUGAUAAUUGGAGACAAGCUUGGUCUUCAUUGACUUUCCAACAAUUGGCCGUCGAAAUUCUUUCCUUAUAUAUUGAAGAUUCACAGAUCCCUCGGCCUGAUCUUGAAGAUUUGAUCCAACGAUCCUAUUCAACUUUCCGUCAUGAACAAGUCACUCCUCUCGCCAAAGUUAAGGAUGGAUUAUAUGUUUUGGAACUCUUCCAUGGUCCUACUUUUGCUUUCAAGGAUGUCGCUCUUCAAUUUGUUGGUAACUUGUUUGAAUACUUCUUGGAACGUCGUAACAAAGCUGAAACUGAAGGUGGAAAAACUCAUCGUUUGACUGUGGUUGGUGCUACUUCUGGUGAUACUGGAAGUGCUGCAAUCUAUGGUCUUCGCAACAAGAAGAAUGUAUCUGUUUUUAUCCUUCAUCCUAAUGGCCGAGUCAGUCCUAUUCAAGAAGCUCAAAUGACCACUGUUUUGGAUAAGAAUGUACACAAUCUCUGUGUCAAAGGUACCUUCGAUGAUUGUCAAGAUAUUUUGAAGAACUUGUUCAGCAAUCGUGAAUUCAAUGAUAAGCAUCACCUUGGUGCUGUUAAUUCCAUCAACUGGGCUCGUAUUCUAGCUCAAACUGUAUAUUACUUCCAAGCUUACUUUUUGUUAUUGCGAUCAUUGAAUAUCGAUCCCGCCUCUGCUGAAGCUGACAAGAUCAAGUUUGACUUUUCUGUUCCCACUGGAAACUUUGGUGAUAUCCUUGCUGGUUAUUAUGCUUACCGUAUGGGUCUUCCUACAAACAAAUUGAUUGUGGCCACCAACGAAAAUGAUAUUUUGUAUCGAUUCUUCAACACCAAUGCCUAUGAAAAACAAACUGUAGAUGGUAAUGCCAAGGAAACUUUAUCACCUGCCAUGGAUAUCUUGGUAUCAUCCAAUUUUGAACGUCUGUUAUGGUAUUUGGCUCGUGAUAGUGAAGCAGAUAAUGGUCGAACUGAAGUGGCAACUCAUGAUACUGUAUUGAACGAAACUCUGAGCGAUCAAGCUGGUCAAACGGUUGCGCAAUGGAUGAAUGAACUCAAGACCAAGGGUGUUUUCCGUGUAUCCGACAAGGCCGUGUUACACGCUCGUGAAAUCUUUGACGCGGCUAUGGUUACUGACAAGGAAACUGUAGAAGGCAUUCGUAACUAUCAACAAAAGCAUCAAUAUAUUUUGGAUCCUCAUACAUCUGUUGGUGUGGUGGCAGCCGAUCGUCUCACUGAACGUGAUCAUCUUUCAUUAUUACCUCAAGGCAAUGAAGUCAUGAUCUGUUUGGCUACUGCUCAUCCUGCCAAAUUCUCAGAAGCAGUUGAAAUGGCCCUCAAGGAUGAACAAGGUUUUGAUUUCCAAGCUCAAGUUUUACCCAAGGAAUUCAUUGGUUUAUUGGAUAAAGAACGAUCAGUGGUACACGUGGAUCAUGCCAAUCCUCAACUUGUGAUGGACGUGAUUGAAAAGGAAUUGAAGGCUGAAGGUGUUAUAUUCUAAUUUAUUAUUUAGAUUUAGUUUUAGAAUGUUUUUUGUUUUAGAUGUAUAUGUCUUGUACAACAUUUUUACCAGAUAAUAAUAAAAAAUAAUAAAAAAAAGGAAUAGUCUAUUUAUGUCGUAUGAUGAAUUGUUUGAUAUGAAUUUGAUAAAAGAG
Halteromyces radiatus is the source of this 1785-nucleotide messenger RNA. RefSeq names its product threonine synthase. Gene Ontology annotation, biological process: L-threonine biosynthetic process. Bases 27 to 1631 code for a protein of 534 amino acids. NCBI's taxonomy places the organism in Eukaryota, Fungi, Mucoromycota, Mucoromycetes, Mucorales, Cunninghamellaceae. The transcript has 2 exons. The record is from RefSeq and is a predicted model, not a curated record. Gene Ontology annotation, molecular function: pyridoxal phosphate binding; threonine synthase activity.